AUGAGCCAGUCGUACUCCUCCAGCCAGCAGCGGGUCUCGUCCUACCGCCGCACCUUCGGCGGGGGCUCCCCGGCCUACUCCCGCUCCUCCGUGGGCAGCAAGGGCCUGGCCAGCUCCGUCUCCUCCCGGGUCUACCAGGUGUCGCGCGGCCCCGCCGUGCCCAGCCUGUCCAGCAUGCGGGUCACCCGCGUGGCCCCCCUGCGCUCCUACCAGGGCGGCGGGGAGCUGCUGGACUUCAGCCUGGCCGACGCCCUGAACCAGGAGUUCCUGCAGACCCGCACCAACGAGAAGGUGGAGCUGCAGGAGCUGAACGACCGCUUCGCCAGCUACAUCGAGAAGGUGCGCUACCUGGAGCAGCAGAACGCCCUGCUGGUCACCGAGGUCAACCGGCUCAAGGGCAAGGAGCCCACGCACGUGGCCCACCUCUACGAGGAGGAGCUGCGCUCCCUGCGGCUGCAGGUCGACACGCUCACCAGCCAGCGGGCCCGCGCCGACGUGGAGCGCGACAACCUGCUCGACGACCUGCAGAAGCUGAAGCAGAGGCUGCAGGAGGAGAUCCACCUGAAGGAGGAAGCUGAGAAUAACCUGGCUGCCUUCCGAGCAGACGUGGACGCGGCCACGCUGUCACGUAUCGACCUGGAGCGACGCAUCGAGGCCCUGCAGGAGGAGAUCGCCUUCCUCAAGAAGGUGCAUGAGGAGGAAAUCCGGGACCUGCAGGCCCAGCUGCAGGAGCAGCACGUCCAGGUGGAGAUGGACGUGUCCAAGCCAGACCUGACGGCCGCCCUGCGCGACAUCCGCGCCCAGUACGAGACCAUCGCCGCCCAGAACAUCUCGGAGGCCGAGGAGUGGUACAAGUCCAAGGUGUCUGAUCUGACCCAGGCCGCCAACAAGAACAACGACGCCCUGCGCCAGGCCAAGCAGGAGAUGAUGGAGUAUCGGCACCAGAUCCAGUCCUACACCUGCGAGAUCGACGCCCUCAAGGGCACGAACGACUCCCUGAUGCGGCAGAUGCGGGAGCUGGAGGAGCGCUUUGCCGGGGAGGCGAGCGGCUACCAGGACACCAUCGCGCGGCUGGAGGAGGAGAUCCGGCACCUGAAGGAUGAGAUGGCGCGGCACCUGCGCGAGUACCAGGACCUGCUCAACGUCAAGAUGGCGCUGGACGUGGAGAUCGCCACCUACCGCAAGCUGCUGGAGGGCGAGGAGAGCCGGAUCAGUCUCCCCAUCCAGACCUUCUCGGCGCUCAACUUCCGGGAGACCAGCCCAGAGCAGCGCGGCUCAGAGGUUCACACCAAGAAGACCGUGAUGAUCAAGACCAUAGAGACCCGUGAUGGGGAGGUCGUGAGCGAGGCCACGGAGCAGAAGCACGAGGUGCUGUAG
Messenger RNA from Emys orbicularis (European pond turtle), 1377 nucleotides. It is a transcript of the gene DES, whose product is annotated as desmin. Gene Ontology annotation, biological process: intermediate filament organization; skeletal muscle organ development. Gene Ontology annotation, molecular function: structural constituent of cytoskeleton. Gene Ontology annotation, cellular component: Z disc; sarcolemma; cell-cell junction. The coding region runs from base 1 to 1377 and encodes 458 amino acids. The record is from RefSeq and is a predicted model, not a curated record. The transcript has 9 exons. NCBI's taxonomy places the organism in Eukaryota, Metazoa, Chordata, Testudines, Emydidae.